Molecule: messenger RNA, 1971 nt
Organism: Amoebophrya sp. A120
Lineage: Eukaryota; Dinophyceae; Syndiniales; Amoebophryaceae
Source: the annotation of a GenBank genome assembly
ACUGCUUGUGGUGCUAUUUUUUUUCCGCACGACGCGCAAGUGCAGGUUUCAGAUGUGAACCGUAAGAAGUAGAUCUUCUUGGUGUGACCUCGAAAUUACUUGUGGUUGCAACAGAUAUGACAGACACCAAUUGAAGCAACAAACUCUCGGAUUUUUGUCUACAUGUAGAAACAUCAGUAGAAGGCACAUUGCAGGAAGAGUAAAGGACACGAGACCAACAUCACCAUGGCGAAAGAUUACACGGCGUGUGCCACCGCAUGCCAGCUUUUGUCAAUGGUGGCAAUUCCAAUGCUCCUCUACUUCGGUAAUUUUGCAAUUUGUUUGUCUUGAUAUUAUUUGGUAAACGUAAAUAUUACGAAGAACUGCGCCGGUAUGCAAUGUGAAGGUCUUAAUUUUUGAACUUGAAAGGACGAUUAGCAAGUAUCGGGACCCGGCGGAGGUAUCGCUUGGAGACACGUGCAUGUCACCUUCGAUAUUCAAUGUGCUGCUUUGGGGCGGCCGUCCGUAACUAUAUUCAACCGUGAUCCGAAUGAGUAGAAGACGAUGCGAGGAUGAAACGAAAAAAAUCUUCAAUAGGUUACCUUGGCUAUUCCGAGUCGCGUUUAUUGGAGAUUCCAGUCGACAAAAAGCAAGGAGCUGCGUUCGGAUGCUGGGUAUUUUUCCUAUUCUCCUGUACGACUUCGAAUCCAUUGCUGUAGCCGACAGAAGACAAGAAAUAUAUGCACACCUUUUUGUUUAUUUACUGAUGCUGGACGCAAUAGCAAUUUUAUACGACGGAGAACCCAACAUGUUGCAUGAUGUAAAAUUAAGAAAGACCAUUAUUAGGUGGACCAGGGCCAAGUGAAGCUGAAUCUGAAACUCAUGGAGCCUGAUCAUUUUCGGCCGUAUCUAUUUCAGAUAGAGUAGCUGACAAUUCCAAUUGGAUUUGACUUUCGUCACACGAAAUCGCAAAAAUUUAGGGUGCCGCGGCAAUGUACUGCGUCACGUUGGUCUUAAGCAUCACCUACAAGCAAACAAGAACCCCCGAAUCGCUGGCGGAUCCGAAUGCCUACGUACUGCGGGGACAUGCGUAGAUUGCAAGAUGACGUGUGAGUCAUGAUGAAAACAUGCUCAGUUGUGCUUCAGACCGUCCUUGCACCGCUUUCUGCGUCUGCAGCUCUACCGACAUUCAUUCUUCUUCAGGCCUGCGUUGCGACUUCUCUGUCUUCUCCAGUCAUCUGCGCGACGUGUGUUUCAUCCUGUAUACAAGUGCUGUUUAUAGUUGCUGCUCCAGAUGAAGGACUCCUGCUCCGUUACGCUCUUGCAUUUUGUUCUUUUCUUCACAGCCACGUAGUUGCGCCGUGGCUGCUUAGGCUAAUUGGGUUCUCCGUCGUAGAAAAAUAGCUCUUCAACACCAGCACAGCUUGUAAACCAGAUUUUGUGUUUGACUCUCUCCAACUAACUCUAACAGAUCGCCGCCGGGAUGUACGCGGGUACUUACGUUUUGUGUCGCUCCUACAAACAAAGCCGAACUAACAAUUUCGAGCAGAGAGGACGUGGCGGUGGAAGUAGUAAUGCUUACUCUAUGGAACCGCUGUCCUGAGCGUCGAUCCACUUUUUCCGUUGUGCGGCGCGCACCUCGGAUUUUGCCAAAAAGACACCGGUCGUGAGGGAUUCUUGACGACAUUCAAAAUGUUGUUAUCGAGGCUGCCGCAGCUAGAGCUACUGACCGCGCCCGUCGCAACGUUGAUUAUUGGGAACGAAUGUUAUGAGAAGCAAUGCAGAUGAGGAGCGGCGCAUGGAAUGCUUUGAACACACGGAUUCGCUUUAUGUUGUUCUCUGUGAAGAUGAAAUUUUUUAGACCAGUUAUUUUGCCUGCCUUGUUUGACCUCUGCUCGAGCGUCGGUUCGAGUUCGAGCAAAAGCUGUUCUUACGUUGAAGGAGUGAUAUUUUAAGAUGUCAAAAAAUUGUCUCUGCAUGUGCAUCUGCAAG